Dichomitus squalens LYAD-421 SS1 is the source of this 2919-nucleotide messenger RNA. Its product is annotated as Rho GTPase activation protein. The record is from RefSeq and is a predicted model, not a curated record. The transcript is spliced from 9 exons. Gene Ontology annotation, biological process: regulation of GTPase activity; regulation of actin cytoskeleton organization. NCBI's taxonomy places the organism in Eukaryota, Fungi, Basidiomycota, Agaricomycetes, Polyporales, Polyporaceae. Gene Ontology annotation, molecular function: protein binding; GTPase activator activity. Bases 154 to 2466 code for a protein of 770 amino acids. Gene Ontology annotation, cellular component: cell cortex.
CCCCCCAUAUCAAGUCGCUCUGAGCGGGUCACAGGCGAUACCUGGCCUUUGUUAUCUAUCUUCGCUUUCCUGUGACGCUCGCUUCUCUCUCCGGUGUUCUAAUCCGCACGAUCUUCUCCAAACUCGCCCUGUACCGCCGACCAAGCCGCCAACAUGUCCUACUCUGACUACCCCACCUCGCCACAGUCCCCGGGCAGCAUGUCUACCCGCCGCCUCACCAACAGAAACACCAACCGCUACAGCGUCACCGCGCUUUUUAGCAUGGCCGCCGAGCAGGACGUCGAGGUUGAGGAUGAGCUGGGCCGCGCCCAAAAGCGGCUGAGGGAGCUCAAGUCGCGGAUAUCCGCUCAGUCGAAGCGCAACUUCGUGCUCGAGCGAGACGUCCGCUUCCUUGACUCUCGUAUCGGUUUGCUCAUCCAAAAUCGAAUGGCUCUUGAUGAGCAACACGAGGUGGAGAAGCACCUAGAAGAGGUCGACCCGACUGAGGGCCACUAUCCAGACGACCGAAAGCUGCAGCAGUACUCGAACCUCUUCUUCCUCCUCCAAUCCGAGCCAAGACAUAUCGCGAACCUGUGCCGCCUCGUCUCUUUGACCGAGAUCGACACCCUCCUCCAGACGGUCAUGUUCACGCUCUACGGAAACCAGUACGAGUCGCGAGAAGAGCACUUGCUGCUGACCAUGUUCCAGUCCGUGCUCUCCUCCCAGUUCGAAACCGCGACCGAGUUCGGCUCCCUACUCCGCGCCAACACCCCCGUCUCGCGCAUGAUGACCACUUACACCCGCCGCGGCCCAGGUCAGAGCUACCUGAAGAGCGUGCUCGCUGAGCGGAUCAACAGCCUCAUAGAACACAAAGACCUCAACCUGGAGAUCAACCCGGUCAAGGUCUACGAGCAGAUGAUCCAGCAGAUCGAGGAGGAGACAGGAACCCUCCCGCCCAAUCUGCCGCGCGGAGUGGCCCCGGAGGUGGCCGCCGCGAACGCGGACGUGCAGGCCAUCAUCGCGCCGCGGCUGACGAUGCUCAUGGAGAUUGCGAAUUCGUUCUUGCUCACGAUCAUGGAGAGUUUGGAGAGCGUCCCAUACGGUAUCCGGUGGAUCUGCAAGCAGAUUCGCAGCCUGACCAGGCGGAAGUACCCUGACGCAACGGACUACGCCAUCUGCUCGCUCAUAGGCGGUUUCUUCUUCCUUCGCUUCAUCAACCCUGCGAUUGUCACGCCACAAGCAUAUAUGCUUGUAGAAGGCGUCCCUGCAAAGCAUCCCAGACGGACAUUGACCUUGAUUGCCAAGAUGCUGCAGAACCUUGCCAACAAGCCGUCGUACGCCAAGGAGGCAUAUAUGAUCACGCUUAACCCGUUCGUAGAGAACAACAAGGCGCGGAUCAACCAGUUCCUGAACAACCUAUGUGAAGUUGGCGACUUUUAUGACACCCUAGAGAUGGACCAGUACAUGGCCCUGUCGAAGAAGGAUCUCGUUAUCAACAUUACUCUGAAUGAGUUGUAUAACACCCACUCCCUGAUUCUACAACACAUCGAAGUCUUGUCACCAAAUGACAAGCAACAUCUGCGAAUCUUGACCGACGAGCUCGGCGCCGCACCGCCUCAGGUUCCCCGGAAGGAGAACCGGACGAUCGAGCUGCCCCUCUACAGCCGGUGGGAGACCCCCGUGCAGGACAUCCUCAUGGACUCGGUCUCGCCGUCCGACAUGCUCUACAUGGAAGCGAAGUCGAUCUUCGUGCAGCUCAUCCGGUCGAUCCCGGGUCUGGCCGAGAAGCGGCCGUACAACCUCGCCGCGAUUGCGGAGCGCGCCGCGACGACCAAGGAUGCGACGCUCGUCCGCAAGGGCAUCAAGGUCAAGGAGAUGCUGCGCGAGCUCGAGGAGCAGAAGAUUGUCGACCGGGGAGACGGCUACAAGCUCAUGCAGGACGAGGUCUCAGCCGAGCUCGUCCACCUCGGCAACCUGCGCGAGAAGGUCCUAUUGGAGACGAAGAGCCUCGAGGCGGUGUACAAGACGAUCUGCGACCACAACAACUACCUGCGGGGCCAGCUCGAGCAGUACAAGGCGUACCUGCAGAACGUGCGGCUGACGGCGUCGAAGGAGAAGGGCCAGUCGACGGGCGUGGGCGUCGUCACCGUGGGCGGGAAGGAGAAGAAGCCCGCGAAGCCGGUCGUGCACGGGCCGUACCGGUUCACGCACGCGCAGCUCGAGAAGGAGGGCAUCAUCGUCGAAAGCAACGUGCCCGACAACAGGCGGCCGAACAUCUACUUCAACUUCACGUCGCCGACGCCCGGCACGUUCAUCAUCGCGCUGCACUAUAAGGGUCGGGAGAAGGCGAUCCUGGAGAUGGAUCUCAACAUCGAUGAUCUCCUUGAGAAGCAAAAAGACAACAAGCACCUGUUGGACCUUGAGUAUGUGCAGCUCAACGUCCCGAAGGUGCUCGGUCUCCUCAACAAGAUCUUCACGAAACGAUGAACGAAUUCCUCUCGUCUGCACCCGUUACCCCUUGCCUUCGCGCAUUCUUGAUUCCCCCAAUCUCUCGGUCAUUGAUGCCUCUGAACAUGAUCACGCCCACGCUCGUUUUGGUUGUCCCUCUCCUCGUGCUACCCCCGACCAUAUCUACACGAUCUUUUCAUGUCCUCUCCUUAUUUCCCGUCAGCUUUGUUGUUCAUUCCGUCGUCCUCUCUCGCGAGUAUGAUUAUCAUACACCCGGGCCACUGCGUUGCUGUCUCCUCUUUAUACCUAUUCCUUUGUUCAUGCCUCACGAAGAGUCGGUCCCGCGCGCUCGGGUUGUAACAGCAUUCCUCGUCCUCUCUCCUUGCCCCUAUCAUUGUCAGUCCGUUUGUUCGUAUUAUUUUGUCCUUCGCGCGCCGAUCACGGUUCUCACGUUCGCGCUCGACCUUCCGCUCGUGUCUGUCCUGUCCCGCC